CAGGCGCAGGUUGGCUGCUGUAUCUUCGAAGGUGUGGGCGUGGACCAGUAGAUCGCCUAAGUACACGCAGCAGCUUUCCGGGAUGCCCUCGAGAACCUGCUGCAUCGACUUCUCGAAGGUCAGGCGGGCAUAGCAGAGACCAAAGUGGACAACCCAGAACUGCUACAGGCCACACCCCAGGGUGAAGCCCAUCUUCUCCCAGGCCUUGGGAGUCAGUUCCACCUGCAAGCAGCUGCUACAGAGGUCCAGCAAUCUGAACCCCCUCUAGCUGUCUACGGUGUCGAAGAUUUCUUCAAUAUGUGGCAGGGGACAGGGGUUAAACUUGGUGAUCGCGUAGAGCCUACAGUAGUCCAACAGAAAAAAACCCCGACCGUGACAGACACUGGCUUUUGGACUUUCUGCUGACAACAGACUGGAUCAUAUGCGUACAAUCUUACAGUAAACCUAUGCUAUUCCAUUAUACACCUAAAAUUUGCUAUAUCAAAGGUGUUGACAUAGUUCACAAACCCUACAGACUAUUUACCAGGUAGCCUAAUAAAACUCUUACAUUCAUAUAAAUGCGUGUGCAGACUUGUCUGGAAUUGAAAAUCUCACGCCAGCCAGCUGACCAAAGCUGGCAACUCUGCUGUACAGCACUGGGUUUACCACCUAUUCAAUGAGCCACAAAUAAUACGUAACUGCUAAUAAACGGUAUAAAACUAUAUAUUUAACAUAUAUUAAUAAAGGGCGCAGUCAUCUUGAGUUCUGAGGCGGGGGUUGUGUAGAUUCCUCUGCCUUUUGAGUUUCCGAAUAGAAACUCCGAGUUACGAGUUAAAAUGGAACGCGGAAAAUUCCCGCUCAACCAAAAUUACUCAGAAGGCAGUGAAAACUAACGUACUUUAUUGUGAUGUGGUAUUGUACUGUAGGAUUUUACAUUAAUAUGCUGACAAAUCUUACAGGGUUUGCUUUGCAAAAAAUGAUACUUAUUCGCAUGACUUAUUGAUCAUUACGUUCUGCAUUGUAAUGAUAAUGUACUGAGCAGGAAUCGAAACUAAAAGAGCGUUUCCGCCGAGCUAAGGGGUGUGGUAAUCCGACACGGCUUUGAGUUCAUCCGCUGCGGCAUUCACAUCUAAUGGAUGCGUUUCUAGGCAAUGAUGUUUUUGAAGGAAAUGCUUAAUCCUAAAUAUCUUACCGACUUCACAUACCAUUUGUUUUCUUAAGGUACUAUGGAGAUUCUGGUACGAAGAAACGAGAGAAAAAAAGAAAACGAAUGCAAACUUUCGAUGUGACGGGAAAUCUCUCACUCUACCCUGCGACAGUCUGCGUGUCCCUGGUCUUCAGGCAAAAAAAAGUCCAUAAUGGCUGAGGAAAGUGAAAAACGACCAAUUGAAAGCUGGACAGAAUCCGAUGUGAGCACCUGGUUGAGGUCCAUAAAAAUUGAUGAGAAGUAUGUUCAGAAAUUCCAAGAGGAAGAAGUCAAUGGGGUGGUCCUCUUACAAGCAACUGAAAAAUAUCUGAAAAACAAGAUUGGAAUGAAAUCUGGACCUAUCCAUCUUCUGAUGACCAAAAGAGAUGAGCUCACCAAUUCUUCUCCAGCUGCUAAGCCUCAAGACGCCACUGCAGGGAAAAGUGAAAAUCAAUCAAACCAGCAAGAGCAGUGUGUUGUAAGUGGGAAUGGAAGCAAAGUAAUGUCAAAAACCAAAAAAAAAAAAGCUUCUCAGAGAGGGUUGUCUGCGAAAAGAGACUGCAAACCUCGGCCUUUUGGCAAAGAGGGGAUUAACUUCCCAUAUGCAAAGCACAACGUGUUAAAGCCUGAAUCGGGUGUUGUUGAUAUGAUUUCUCCUUGUCAUGAAUACAAGUCAUUUGAAAUUGCUGCUGACUUGGACAAUCAGAGGUUACAAGCCAAACUUGCCAAAGAAACGUUCAAAUUCGCCUGUGGAUGUAUGAACAUGCGAACAAAUGGCACAAUACACUUCGGUGUGAUGGACAGUGUGAGCGACUCUGGUUAUGUUCAUGGUGAGAUAAUAGGUAUUCCUAUUAAAGACAAAGAUGUGUAUGUUGAUGCAUUAGACUACAUGAAUAAGUGCUUUAAAUCUGACAGUGAGCUCGCAGCAGAGUGUAUUCGCCCACCGGAGUUUAUUGAAGUUUCAGACAUUGACAGCACAGAAAAAUAUUAUGUGGUAGAAAUUGACAUUGUACCAAAAAUAAGUAUUGUGUGCAACAAACUGUUUUCUGUCCAUCUGCCGAAUUUCAGGGAGGAUUCAAAUAAGGUGGAAUAUGAAAAGAAAACGAUGUACCGUAGAAAUGGUUCCAAAACAGAACCAAUCAGCAAUCAGGAAGAGUUUUACUCUAGUCUAAGACACCGAGAUGAGCUUAGAAAAGAAGCUGAAAAGGACCACAUUGUUCCAGAUGCGAGUGUUGACCUUGGAAGAAAACUGGCGAUGUUGAUCACUGAUGGAAAAGGGAAAAUCGAAAAGGAAAAGUGGCACAUUGUUGUUACAAACAGAUUUCAGGAAGAACAUUUGAAAUGCAUUGACUUUUUACUGGAUCUGAAAAUUUUAUGUGUGUUUGACUUUGACCCCAACUCUAAAGCAUCUGGAUUAUGCAAAAAAUACCUUGGGCACCAUGCAGCAAAUUUACAUUUCUUACAAAACUACAAAAUGCCAGAUCAAAUGAGCAUUAAAGACUUUGAAGGUGAAUUGCGUUUGUUUGAACAGGUCAGCUGGAUUUUUUGCAAUGGACGAAAUGAUUUCCGUGGAAAUGAGACUCCCUGUGAUGAAAUGACAUGGAUUAAAACUAGAAAGUCAUUUCUAAAGGAGGCAGUGUGUCUGAUCUGUAAACAAAUCCUACCAAAUGGCACUUUCUCUGUGAUUUUCUUUCUUACCUCCCCAGUGGAGCUACCGAUCGUUCACACUUUCCAUGAGUUCUUUGCUGAAAUGCAAGGACAUGAUGAUAUCAUUUGCAUUUCAGAGUCUGAGGAAAAUUACAGCAAAUGGGAAGGUUUUGCUCAGUCGUCUUGCACUGCUGAGACUGUGCAGUCUAAGAGUAUUUCAGGGAUGAAAAUGAGCCAUGUCGAUGCUACAAUUCAGCAGCUUCAACCCUCCAGAACAAGGGUCGCCAAGCACCUUUCUGUCUUCAGUAAAGGUGUUUGCCAACUUGAAAAGGUUGAAGAAGAAAGAAUGUCUUCUAUAGAAAUUCUGAGCAUUGACCAGUGUGAUGAUACCAAAACUGAUUCUGAGGAUGAAAUCAAAGACAUUGAAGAGAAUUUUUAUCGCGGGGGUAAAGUGAGUUGGAUGAAUUUUUGGUUGUCAGAGCAGAAACAUGUUGGGGAAUUCAUUCAGAGAGAUACAUAUAAAGAAAUUUCCAAACGUAUCAGUGACCUUCCCAAGUGGAAUAUGAAACAACCAGCUGUUUAUGAUCUUAGAAUAUACCACCAACCAGGUAGUGGUGGAAGCACUGUUGCACGGCAAGUGCUGUGGAAUAACAGGAAAAACUUCAGAUGUGCAGUGGCAAGACACUCAUUCUCUGCUUCAAAAGUGGCUGAGCACGCUGUGAGGCUGCGAGAGUAUGAGGAAGUCGACACACAGAAAUGUCUUCCCGUUCUUUUGCUGGUUGAAGAUUUUGACACAGAAUACCUCGAAGAUCUAAGGAGAGAGCUUGAAUUGGCCAUAAGAACUCGGAAGAUCAAACAAGGGAGACUGUGUUUUAUUUUACUAAGUUGCAGACAAUCACGUGAACCAGAAAAAAUGUGCAAAGAGUCGCCAUCACAGAAUUUUUCCGUGACUCAUAAACUAUCAGCAGAAGAGAAAAAAGAGUUUGCACGAAAAAAGACUGAAGUUGAAAAGCAUUAUUCAGUCGAUUACAUCAUAACCUUUGUGUUGAUGAGUGAGGAAUUUAACAAACAAUACAUCAUCAAAUUUGUGAAAGAUUUACUUGAUGACAUUAACCAUGCAGAUGUUGUCACUUGCCUCAUUCAUUAUGUGGCAUUACUCAAUACUUAUGUGCAAAACUCCUAUCUUUCUCAGUCUCACUGUGAAGCUCUACUACUACUAACCAUGCAGACAAAUAUGCAGACAAAUACAGAGCAAAAACACACAGAGAGAUUCCGAAGGCACUUGUUUGAAUCAUCAUUAAACGAGCAGGCCAAAGUUCUCUUCAUCCAUCUGAGAGAUGAGAAGACUCAUAUUCAAAGCAUACGCAUCCUUCAUCCCUUGAUUGCUGAAGAAGUUCUUCGCCAACUUUUGGUCAAAGACCAGCAGCAGAGUGACGUAGCCAUGAAACUACUGAAAGAAGAUGUGCUUUUUCAGAAUAAUUUUGGAAAAGAUUAUUACCACAGAUUCCUGCGUGAUCUCUGCAUGAGGCGCAACAAGAUCAGUAAAGGAGACAAAUCUGACACUUCAUUUUCUCCUCUCAUUGAACACAUUUUGAAGAAGGAAAACCUGGAAAAGGCCUUUGAGAUCCUGAACGCGGCCUACACACGGUUUAAUGAAGAUCCCUUCUUUGCUCAGCAGCUUGCACGGUUGUGUUACACAUAUGAGAAGUUUCAGGCAGCCGAAAAAUGGGCAAAUGUAUCCCAGCAAAAAAUGCCGUACAACUCCUAUAUCUUGGAUACAAAGGGCCAAGUGUUCAAAAGAUGGUUCAAUAACAAAUGCAAAAAUCUUAAAGGUGACUUGAGCCCAGAAUCCACAGCAGAUGCAAUUGCAACAGCGUUAAAGGCAAUUGAAUGCUUCAAAUUUUGCGAGGAAGCAGCCAAUUUGGAGCAGGACUCCUUGAAUGAUUCAGGCUACUUCUCAGAAAUUGAAGUAGAAUGUGAUCUUUUGAAUCUCAUUUUGAAAGUGUUUCCAUAUGGAGAAAAGGGCCACUAUGAAUGCAUGCAGUAUUUAGUGUCAGAUCACAUUCCGGAAGGAGUGAAAGAGCCAUGGAACUGUUUUCACAGUAAACUGAAAUUCAUUCACAAGGACAUGCAUGAUGCCCUCACAAGGAUUUCAGAAGAUCUGAGCUACUUUCAGACUGACAGUAGUUCAGAUGGUGAUGAAAAAUACAACUCUGACCUGAGAAUAAAGAAUCCAAUAAAAUGGCUUGCGACAAAAACUACCUGGUAUGGGAAAUUUUUCAGAGAUGUAGAGUUGCCCACUAAAGAUAAAAAUCAAUUAUCAACACGCAUGAAAAUUUGUUCUCUUGGAGGUGAUAAUAUUACCAGCAUCUUUUCUCUUUUGUCUGAAAAGAAACACGCACAACUAGAAUCCAUCAUUACCGUAUACGGUGGGCUGAAGAAACUUGAGCAAAUGGAACUGGCCAACUACAUAGCAUCUCAGAUAGCCUUAGGGUGUGUUUCAAGUGCAUCCACUUCUUCUAAACUCAAGGAGCUUCAAGCAUGCAGCCAUCAGUUCCCUCAGGACAGAGCCAGAUGUCACCCCAAUGCCCUGUUCUUACUCACAUUGCUUUUCUGGCCAGAGGAUGACGACACCAAUCAGGAGAGAGAUAACAAAUAUGAAAUCCUUAUGUCUGCUGUGGAUGUUUUGAAACGAAGCUUCAAAAUUAAACAGAAAAAUGUGCCUCACAAAGAGCUGAGAGUUUUCACGCAUUUCUACCUUGGCAAAGGAAGUGGCCUGAGUAAGAUUGUCCACAAAAGUAUGAUACAGGCCUUGAAAACAUUCACAGCUUCACAAAAAAGAAUUAAGUGGUUUGAUGGAUUUAUCUGGAAAACGCCAGAGAUUGUGCACAUGCUGAAACGUGUUCAAGGCUGGACGGAACAUGGAAAUGUCUAUAUCAAAGGCUGUAAAGGGAAGGAGAUCAAGAUGCUUGCCCUGAACUCUGAUUCAGUACCUGAUGGUAACGAGAAUGUUGAAUUUUACGUGGGAUUUACAUUUCAAGGACCUGUUGCUUGUGGCAUCACUGUCUGUGAUGACAAAGAGAAAUAGGGAACAAGGGAAAGGCUCAAUAGAUUUGGGUCCAUAGUCCAGUAAUAUUAAUGUUGUGUUUCAUCAUUGAAAUGUACCACCUACAAAUCAAGUAAGUUUGUAAUAGUUACUUAGUAUUGGUAUUAACAUUUCUAUAAAUAGCUGUAAAUAUGUAAAUACUGUUUUGCAUACACACAUACACUCCAGUUGGUCAACUGCUGUUCUUUUAAAUUUGAUCUAUAAAUAAAAUUGACAUAACGAGAAGAGAUAAUGUAUUAAACAUUGUUUUGGUCUUUGGUACUCUGACCCAUCAACGCCCGUCUGUUCCAGGAACAGCUCGACUAGCCUACACCAAUCUGUGUUCCCUAAAUGCUCUUAUUGUUCUACUUUGCUUGCUGAUUUUUAAUAGUCUUAUUAGGUUCUUGUUUUGUUUGGAAGAUAUAUGUAUAGAUCUUUCUCCAAUAUUAAUUACAUAUUACUACCAUAUUACUUGCAUUUGUAUUGGGCAUUCAUUGGAAGCUCAGCCUAGCUGCACUUAUGCCAAGUCAACUCCUUGACAGACAUAUCUUUGUAAUGUGCAAAUUGUCUAACUUGUGACUUUGUACAAAAGCGUUAAUAAAGUGAAUACACUCUGA
Brienomyrus brachyistius is the source of this 6514-nucleotide messenger RNA. Its product is annotated as sterile alpha motif domain-containing protein 9-like. NCBI's taxonomy places the organism in Eukaryota, Metazoa, Chordata, Actinopteri, Osteoglossiformes, Mormyridae. Gene Ontology annotation, molecular function: protein binding. The transcript is spliced from 3 exons. Bases 1338 to 5900 code for a protein of 1520 amino acids. The record is from RefSeq and is a predicted model, not a curated record. Gene Ontology annotation, cellular component: cytoplasm.